GGCUGGGAGAUUGUCCUGAUGGCACCAGUGAGGCCAGUGGGGAGCCCACCCUGCAGCCCCCCAGCAGUGCCACAGCAGUGCCAUGGGGACGUGGCAUCCAUGGAAUCCAUCCAGAUGUGACCCAGAUGGGGACAGACACGGUGUCCCCUUGGUCUCCACUCCAGGAGGGGACAGAGGUGCUGGAAGGAGCCUUUGCCAGAAUCAACAGCACCCAAAGCAAAGGUCCAAGCACCCUGUGCCAAGUGCCCCCUAGGCAGCUCCCGCUCCCAGGAGGGGUGGGAAUUCCUAACAGUCUCUUCCCUUACCUUGAAAAGAGUUAAUGUUUAAUUCCCAGUCCCAUGGCCCAUUCCCAGCCAGUGCCACCUCUGUGGGGACUGGUGCUCUUCCCCAAGGAAACAACAGGAACAGAGGAAACAGCCUCAAGCUGUGUCAGGAGAGGUUUAGAUUGGGGAUUAAGGAAAAUCUCACCAUGGAAAGAGUGGCCAAGCCUGGAAUGGGUUGCUCAGGGCAGUGGUGGAGUCACCACCCCUGGAAGUGUUCAAAAACAUCUGGAUGUGGCAGCUGGGGACGUGGUUUAGUGGUGGCCUUGGCUGUGCUGGGUGGAUGGUUGGGCUCAGUGAUGGAGGUUUUUCUAAUUUCCUCCAUGAUUCCAUGAUUAAUUCCAUGAUUAAUUCCAUGAGCCACGCUCAGGUGCUGCUGCACAAACUCUUGGGGGGUCCUGGCUUGGCCCGGCCGUUGUCACCUCCAGGUCAGGUCACCAGGUGCCACGUUCGCCCCAACGGCCACGGGGUCAGAGGCCCCAGGAGCCAUGUGUGCACCUGGUGCCGGGCCCAGGGGGACCUUGGGGGGUAUUUUGGUCAGGUCAGUGCCUGGGCUUUGCUUUCUGGGAACCGCUUAAUCAACAACACAAUUAUGCAAUGGGUGCAAGAGCCGCCGCGGCUCCGCGCUCACCCCUGCCCCAGAUCCGGGGGCCGGAGCGUGCCGGGGGGCACGAGCCCACAGGGGCUGCCAUGGGAUGCUCUUGCUGAGCUGGAGGUGCCAUGGGGGAUCACGGGGUGCUGCCCCACGCAGAGGGAUCCAGGCAGAUCCAACAGGGUUAAUCCCUUUGGGGAGCUCACAGCUAGGGUGGCUGUUCUGGAGAGUGCCUCUUCUGUUUUCCCACACUUUGUCUCCUGUUUCUGCUGUGCCACAGCUCCAUCCCUGGCUCUGGGGGCUGGCAGGGAUGGGGGAAUGCAGCACAGCUGGGGAUGGGAUGCUCUUACCAAGCUGGAGGUGCUCUGGGGGUUCAUGGGUUGCUGCCCCAUGCAGAGAGAUCCAGACAGGUUCAGCAGGGUUAAUCCAUUUGGGGAGACCCUGCUCACAGCCAGGGGGGCUGUUCUGGAGAGUGUUCAUCUGAGAGAUGAGAGAGUUCUCAACUGUUUUCCCACAUUUUGUCUCCUGUUUCUGCUGUGCCACAGCUCCAUCCCUGGCUCUGGGAGCUGGCAGGGAUGGAGGGGUACAGCACAGCAGGGAAUGUGUGUGUGGGGCACAAGGAGCCUGUCCAACAUGGAGCAGGUGUCCAGAUAUUUGAGAGGGGGCCUGAACAUGUGUGAGUGGGCACCAUAGAAUCCAGGAUGGUUUGGGUUGGAAGGGACCUUAAAGCCAUUCCAGUUCCACCCCUGCCAAGGGCAAGAACACCUUCCACCAUCCCAGGUUGCUCCAAGCCCUGUCCAGCAUGGCCUUGAACACUUCAGGGAUGGGGAGGCUUCUCUGAGCAACCUCUGUCAGUGCCUCCCCAACCUCACAGCGAGGAACUGCUUCCCCUAAUCCCACCCAACUCCAUCCUCUGUCUGUGGGCAGACAUCACCCCUGCUCCUGUCACUCCAGCUGCUUUAAGAAGUCGCUCUCCAUGUGGAGAGAGCCUUGAGCACGUGUGCCCUGUGCCUGGCUGGAGGUGCCACCUGCCCCAUCCCUCUCCUGCCAGGGCUCCCAGGCCCGGUGGGAUCUGUGCUCCCGGGCCAGCCUGUGCCCCCUGGCUCCUCUCUGUUGACAUUCCAGGGCUAUUCUGGGAGCUGCCAGCCAGCUGAGCCCUUUGCCCCUUGCUCUGAGGUUGCAUCACCUCCGGUGGGUGCAUUUUCCCAGACUCUGUUUACAUGGCACCUCUGGCUUGCCCAGGGCCAGGGGCUCCGUGUGGUCAAGACCUUGGAGCUGGUGCACGGCGCGGUGGGCACAGGACAUGCCGGAGCACUGGCCUGGCAGGGCUUCAAGUUCCCUGGCUUCCCUGCUCCAGCUGGGGGCUCUGCCAAUCCCCCGACACCGUGGUGGCAUCUUGCAUCACUUUUGUCAGGUUUCUGCCAGCCCCUGCCCUGCCUCAGCCCGCACAUCCCUCUCCAAAGAGUCUGAGAGACAUCUUCAGCUGGAUGUGACACUGGCUGCCACCUCCUGAGCCCUCAGGACACACAAAUCCCCUUUUUUAUUUUGUGAGGAGGAGGGAACACGGUCCAUGCAUUCUCUGGUCCUUCCCAGCUCUGCCCCAGGUGGUCCGAGGGGUGGGCUCAGACCCCCAAAAGCUGCUGGGAGUGACAAAAGCCCAGAGAUGUGACAGUCCCCUGAUCCCUGCUGGGUCCUCUGUCAGCACCCAGCGGGACUGUCCCUGCCAGGAAGGCUCGAGGGUGCCCGAGGGGCAGCGCCCAGGCUGGGGGCAACUCUGCGGCAUCCAGGGAUGGGCAGCCGAGCCGGGAUCCCUCCGGCUGCCUCUGCUGGCCAGGAAUUGCCGCAGCCCUCACUCCCUGAAGGUUUUGGAGGAUCCCGCUGCCCUUUGUGGGGCUGGCCGGGGUUUCUCUUCCCCGUGGGCAGAUGCCAGGGUGCCCUGCAGGCAGAGCCCCUCGCCCACAGCUCUGCACAUCCGCUGUGUGCACACACCCCCCGUACGACCCCGCACCCCUCCCUCGUGUUCAACCCCCGCGGGCCCCGGUGCUCGGUGCCCCCUGGCACUGCCCCCGCCGUGCCCCGCCGGUUGGCGAGGACCGGGAACGGGCGAGGAUGGGGGGCUGCUCACUGCCCCCUCCGCGGGGAGGCGGGGGUGGGGUGCUAAUCCCGGUAAUCCCCGACGGGACGGGACAGGCAGGUGCG
This is a messenger RNA of Serinus canaria (Common canary), 3111 nucleotides long. RefSeq lists its product as uncharacterized. Lineage: Eukaryota; Metazoa; Chordata; Aves; Passeriformes; Fringillidae. Bases 553 to 1605 code for a protein of 350 amino acids. The record is from RefSeq and is a predicted model, not a curated record. The transcript is spliced from 2 exons.